GAACAUAAAAAUGGUUUACAAGCCUCGAUUUCAUCGUUGCCAACAGAGGAGGUAGACACUCCCCUUUCUUCCUUCUAUAUUUCAUCGCACUUCAAACUCCUUUGCUACUGGAAUCUUCUCAGAAUGGCGUCUUUAUCCAAUUCUGUUGUGAUAUCGAGGAGCCCCGCAAUCGAUUUAUCUCCCGGCUCUUCUUUGAAGUCUGCUGAUCAGUUUAUGAGACCCACUAACUUGGCCUUGAGUUUUAAGGGCAACAAGAGACCAUCCACCCACAAAAGGAUACUCACAGUUCAAGCAAGUUAUAGUGAUGAUGGAAGACCAGGCAGUGCAAGCAUCUUUUUCAGUGGCUUUGUUUUAGGGGGAUUAAUUGUUGGGACACUUGGAUGUGUUUUUGCACCUCAGAUCAGCAAGGCUUUAAAUGGAUCUGACAAAAAGGAUCUCAUGAAAAAGCUGCCAAAAUUUAUCUAUGAUGAAGAAAAGGCCUUGGAGAAGCAACGCAAGAAACUGGCGGAGAAGAUUGCACAACUGAACGAUGCCAUAGAUAAUGUAUCCACUCAGUUGCGAUCAGAAGAGCAGCCGCCAAAUGGAGCUGCAGUGAGCUCAGAUGAUGCUGAGGCUCUCAUCUAAGACUGCCAACAUGUACAACCUUUCCUCUAAGGCAUAUGGUCAUAGUACUCUCUUCACUGCUUGAUGUGUUACGAAUGCUGGGUUUAAGAGAUGAUAUGCAAGUGCUAUUUGCUGUUAGUUUUCUGGAUUUUGAUGGAUGUCGAGAGUCGCACUGUCUAAUAACCUCUUGUAUUGGUCAUUUCAGUUGUAUAUAAACCCAUGUUUAUAUAUGUCACUCCCUUAUCUUCUUUAUUGAUGAA
This is a messenger RNA of Salvia splendens (bonfire salvia), 863 nucleotides long. RefSeq lists its product as uncharacterized. Lineage: Eukaryota; Viridiplantae; Streptophyta; Magnoliopsida; Lamiales; Lamiaceae. Gene Ontology annotation, cellular component: chloroplast thylakoid membrane; chloroplast inner membrane. The coding region runs from base 124 to 624 and encodes 166 amino acids. The record is from RefSeq and is a predicted model, not a curated record. The transcript has 5 exons.